Molecule: messenger RNA, 1176 nt
Organism: Bradysia coprophila
Lineage: Eukaryota; Metazoa; Arthropoda; Insecta; Diptera; Sciaridae
Gene: slf
Product: C-type lectin domain-containing protein slf
Source: RefSeq, a predicted model, not a curated record
GGUGAUUUAUUUGUGAAUGAUAGCUCUCCCCACUUGAAGUUACAUUUCUGCUAUAUAACAACCUUACCUGGCUGAUGAUACUUUUGUUUUGGCUUAAAUUUCCGUUUGUAACAGCUACAUUUUAAAUCGGAAUUGUUAAAUAUUUUUUAAAGAUGAAAUUAGCUUUAGUUGUGGUUGCAGUUUGCAUUGCAUCAUGCUUCGCAGAAUCGGAAUCAGAAAUUAGAGAAAAGAGACAAACCACUAAACCGGGCCGAUUUUUAUCGUUACCAAUUCCCAGCAAAUGUGCAGGCCGUCCCAAAGAAUUCAACUAUCGAGGCAAAAACAUGUUCCUCAGCAGUCACGUUCCAGCAUUAGCCGGAAAGAAAGUCGAUUGGUUAGACGGUCGCAAUCUCUGCCGUGAAUACUGCAUGGACUUGGUAGCCCUAGAGACACAAGAAAAGAACAAUCUAAUCUUCCGUUUGAUUCAAACCAAUGAUGUUCCAUACAUUUGGACUGCCGGCCGUUUGUGUGAUUUCAAAGGUUGCGAGGGCCGAACUGAUUUGGAACCAAAGAAACUAUUCGGCUGGUUCUGGUCGGCAACCCGUGAGAAGAUUCAACCCACCAACCGAAUUCCACAAGGAUGGGGAUACAAUCCAUGGAGUCAGACCGGUCACAAGAAGGUGCCACAACCAGACAACGCUGAAUACGAUAUUAACCAGACCGCCGAAUCAUGUUUGUCAGUUUUGAAUAAUGUCUACAAUGACGGUAUUGCAUGGCAUGAUGUUGCCUGUUAUCACGAAAAACCUUUCGUCUGUGAAGAUUCCGAUGAGUUAUUGAACUAUGUAGCCGCUACAAAUCCUGGAAUUCGUCUUUAAGUCGACAAGAGUGUAGUAGUUUUCGUCUAUUUUGUUUUUUUCAAUUUAACAACAUCGGGCACUGUAUGUAUAAAUAUACAUCACCGAACUCUCCUAUUUUUUGACCAUUGUAUUGGUUUCGAUAGAUGGUUUAUUCUGUUUUAUUCUUCCAUUUGUUUAAUGGGAGUCAACCAUCAAAUUUUGAUUAUUAUUUUUUUUUUAAUUUUCCACUUUCGUUUCGCCUUUCUUUGUAAUUCGAUUAAGAAAGUGAGUAAAAGGAGCUUUUUGAGAUGGGCGCUUUAAAUUCGAUUAUUUUAUUCAUGCAUACCAAACAAAUAAAAAA